Molecule: messenger RNA, 854 nt
Organism: Manihot esculenta (cassava)
Lineage: Eukaryota; Viridiplantae; Streptophyta; Magnoliopsida; Malpighiales; Euphorbiaceae
Product: 30S ribosomal protein S20, chloroplastic
Exons: 3
Coding region: 125-691 (188 amino acids)
Biological process (GO): translation
Cellular component (GO): ribosome; small ribosomal subunit
Molecular function (GO): small ribosomal subunit rRNA binding; structural constituent of ribosome
Source: RefSeq, a predicted model, not a curated record
ACAAGUUCAAUAUCAAAUUGUAAAAGCCCAUUCUAUCCACUUGACGCGAGUUCAUCAACACCUCCCCCGGAUAAGCAGAAACUCCACAAACCAGUUUGUCCCAGAGAAAGAGAGAGGCACAGAUAUGGCAGCUGCCGUUUUAUCCUCUUGCUUGGCCCUUCCUACAAAGCUCAAGAACCUCUCCCUCAAUAGCAGUUGCUCCACUGCUUCUUCUUCUUCUUCCACUUGCCCAACUUUCGGGUCUCUCAGUUUCUCCUCCGCUCUCUCCCACAAUGUGUUCAACAAAGGGUGCUUGUCGAUGAGCAUAGUUAGAAGGCCAAUUGGGCAUUCAAUCGUUUGUGAAGCUGCUCCAAAGAAAAAAGCUGAUUCUGCAGAAAAGAGAGCUCGCCAAGCUGAGAAAAGGCGGAUUUACAAUAAAGCACGCAAGUCAGAAAUUAGAACCCGUAUGAAGAAGGUGUUGGAAGCAUUAGAUGAUUUGAGGAAGAAGCCCGAUGCACAAGCUGAGGAGGUCCUUCCCAUUGAAAAACUAAUUGCAGAGGCAUACUCAGUCAUUGAUAAGGCUGUAAAAGUAGGAACGAUGCAUAGAAACACUGGAGCGCGAAGAAAAUCACGACUAGCUAGGAGGAAAAAGGCAGUAGAGAUUCAUCAUGGCUGGUAUACCCCUGCUCCUGCAGGAGUAACUGCCAAUUGAGACGUUUUAAAUUAGAGGAGGAUUUCUGAGUUUUAUGUAUGAAAGAUUCUUACUAUCUCUCUUUUUGUUACACAAAUGUAAUUCCUUUGGGAGAUUUUACUGUAUCUAUCUAGGUUUUGUCCUUCAUAGCUAUUGCUAUAUAUGCUGCUUCUAGACUGUUUUA